This is a messenger RNA of Microstroma glucosiphilum, 2444 nucleotides long. RefSeq lists its product as hypothetical. Gene Ontology annotation, biological process: phospholipid biosynthetic process. Lineage: Eukaryota; Fungi; Basidiomycota; Exobasidiomycetes; Microstromatales; Microstromataceae. Bases 97 to 2286 code for a protein of 729 amino acids. Gene Ontology annotation, molecular function: glycerol-3-phosphate O-acyltransferase activity; glycerone-phosphate O-acyltransferase activity. The record is from RefSeq and is a predicted model, not a curated record. The transcript is spliced from 3 exons. Gene Ontology annotation, cellular component: endoplasmic reticulum membrane.
CUGCAACGCACUUUUACUCCUCCUUCGGUCCAGCGAUCCGCGUCCCACUGUCUUUUCUCGUACUUCAAAGCCUUCACCCCAUACCUCUAGUCUAGCAUGUCUUCUUCCCAAGAUCUCAAAAUGUCAGUAGCAGGACUCGCUCCAUCUCUGCAGGCUUCAUCACCAGCAGCAGCACCACCUCCUCCAGGUGAAGACGCUUGGGAUGCCAAAGCGAUUACCAUCUCGCGUGGUCGAGGUUUCGGUCCUUGGUACUCCAUCAUGCGCUGGAUCGGUCGAAGAUGCUCCUCCCACUUCUUCUCCUCGGUCACAGUCCUAGGUGGGGAGGAUGUUCCUCGUACUGGAGCCUUCAUUCUUGUUUGCUCCCACUUUAGUACCAUUAUGGAUGUGGCGAUUAUUAGUGCGCAUUUGCCGCAUGGGAGACCGAUCCAUUAUUGGGCUAAAAAGGGACUUUAUAGGGGGAAAUGGAUUGCUUAUAUCUUGAAUGAUUCGGGGAAUAUUCAGGUGGAUAGGAAGAAUAAAGACAAUCAGGCGCUCUUCAAGGGAACGUUUGAUGCGAUGCAGGCUGGAGAGGCGAUUGGACUUUUCCCAGAAGGUGGCUCGUAUACCGAGCCCCGCCUCCACUCGAUGAAAGCGGGCGCAGCAUGGGCCGCUCUCGAGUACGCCAAAUUCCUCCUGGCCGAAGAGGAGAACAAGAAGGACGGCUCACCCGCCUCUCCCUCCGAGAUCAAAACUGACGUCAAGAUCAUUCCAGCUUCCAUCAAUUACACUGAAAAGUCGCGCUGGAGGAGUCAAGCCAUCUUCCAGAUGGGCAAGGCCUUUUCUGUAGACGAAUAUACAGACGAAUUUCUUGCUGCUUCGACGGAGCCGUCCACUAAGAUCGCCGUCAGCGCUACCUCUGACGAGGAUGGUUUGCUAGGCAAUAGAAGUGAUGGCAGCUCCCGACGUUUCCCAGCACCGCAGACGCCGCUGUUCCCUGCUACUCCAGCAGCAUACAGCGAUGUUGAGCCCUCGUAUCUCGACCCAAUUGUCAACCCUGGAGCCGGUCUGACCGUUCCUACCGAGCGCCCGCCUCUUGCUCGAGGCACAACACGGCGAUCGGAUCGGGCCGCCAAGGAUGCCGUUCAGAAGCUGACGGACAGGAUCUCGCGCGAAAUGAACCAGAUCACCAUCAAUGCUCCAGACUGGAAGACGUGGCAUGCUAUGAAGGUAGCCAGGGAGCUCCUGUGGCAGGGAGAUGCCAAGAAGGGUGGGACAGAGCUGGAUCUGACGCAUAUCGUGCCGAUCAGCAAUGCCCUCAUUGCUCUCUUUGAGGUGGAUGAGAACUCGGACUCGCCUCCUCUGCCCCAAGCAAUUCACGCCUCUGAGGUCCUGCUGAGACUGCAAGCUCUUCAACUCGCUGCACGAACUGAUCUGCCGACUCUCAACGCCAUUGCGCCGUCGUACAACAAGCGCAAUUACUCUUUCCCAACGAAAGGCCAGACCAGCAGGGCACUCCUGUAUAACAUUGCGCAAUUGGCGCUUCGUAGCCCCCUCUAUGUGCCGGUCUACAUUUUCUACGGGCCUGCGUACUUUGCGGGUUGGUACAUGAGUUCGAAGCAUGCAAAGCAUGAGGAGGAGAGUAUGGCGAGCGUGAAGAGCCUUGUCUCCUUCCCGGUGGCCUUCCUCACCCACUGCCUCCUCUUCCUCUUCAUCUCCGCCCUCUUCCUGUUCACCCCUCCCGGUCUCCUCAUCGCCUUUCUCCUCUCUCAAGCUCUUCGCAUCACGGCGGAAAAGUACGUCCUCUCGUCAGCGUAUCGUCUUGCCAAAGAGACGGCCGCCUACGGACGUUGUCUCACCAUUCACCUAGGUCUGGUCAAGAGCUUUACCGGUCGUGAACGGGAGGUAGAGGUGAUGGUCCGCGCCGUCGAAGUGGCUCAGCCUGUGCAGUGGACUCUGACAAAGGCCUUUAAGCGGCAGCCAGAUGGCAAGCGCGCCAGAACUACGUCGCAGUCGCAGUCGCAGGCUUCUGGGGAGGCAAAGGGGGAAGUCAAGCUUGCCAUGACUAGCAGUGUGGAUGGAGAGGUGCCUGGGGAGAAGAUUGUCACUCUCAAGAGGGUAAGGGGAGCUAGUCCUGGGGGAGGCAAGAGACGUCCAGCACCUAUUCGCCUGCUGAGGCUUGCACUACAGACGAGGCGGGAGAGUAUUCUCAGUCUGAGGGAGCUCAUCAAGGCUGUACGGGAGAGGGGGACAGAUCGACAGAGGGAGGCUUGGAUGUACUUGGAGAGUCAGGGAGCCAAGCUGGUGUGAGACGGAGAUGAACAGUGCGAAAAGGUGGGCGCGGUUGUGCGAAGUGUCAAGUGUCAUACCAGGGCCUGUAGAGCAUACCAUGUCUCGUCUGAAUUGAUCAAGGCGGGAGACAUGACAAUACCAUCUAAUUCAACACGUGCGCAAUGCAGUGAACGUCU